GGUUCAACCAAGUUCCCCACAUACAGUGCCACUUCGUAACAGUAACCGAAUACACCGAAUGGAUCUGUACUACCACAUACGUUCGCCCCCAUGUCAACCGGUGGUGUUCCUUGCCAAGCAUAUGGGCCUGGAGCUGAACCAUAAGGUGACGAGCAUUUACGACCCGCAGGAUUUGGAAGCGCUUAAGAAAGUUAAUCCGCAGCACACCAUUCCCACGCUGGUGGACAAUGGGCAUGUGGUUUGGGAAUCGUACGCCAUCCUGAUCUACCUGGCGGAGAAGUACGCGCUAGACGAUAGUCUCUAUCCGAAGGAUCAUGCGGAACGAUCGGUAGUUCACCAGCGUCUAUUCUUCGAUAGUGGAAUAUUCCAGAAGAACUCGUUAAAGACGGUGCAACUGUAUCUGUGCAAUAAACCGAUCCCGGAGGAGAUUUUGGCAACGGUUAAGCGAGCGGUGGAAGUGCUGGAGAUGUAUCUCACCGACACACCGUACGUCGCUGGACAGAAGCUAACGAUAGCCGAUUUCUCUCUGUUUGUGAGCGUUUGCUCACUGGAUAUGACGAAGUAUGACCUAACGCCCUACCCGAACGUCGUGCGUUGGUUCGAGAAGAUGGGAACCCAUAUUCCGGACCUGGAGGCGAUGCGUAAGCAGGCCGAAGCUGAUCUGAAAGAGCUGCUAGCCUCAAUGAACUAAGUAUGUAAUCUUCGAAUCGAAGUGGAUGGUACAGGAUCGAUUUUGAAUAAAGUGAACUGUUUGCCGUCCCGAGA
Messenger RNA from Anopheles funestus (African malaria mosquito), 765 nucleotides. RefSeq names its product glutathione S-transferase 3-like. The record is from RefSeq and is a predicted model, not a curated record. Lineage: Eukaryota; Metazoa; Arthropoda; Insecta; Diptera; Culicidae. Bases 59 to 691 code for a protein of 210 amino acids. Gene Ontology annotation, biological process: glutathione metabolic process. Gene Ontology annotation, molecular function: glutathione transferase activity. The transcript is spliced from 2 exons.